Molecule: messenger RNA, 1725 nt
Organism: Trifolium pratense (red clover)
Lineage: Eukaryota; Viridiplantae; Streptophyta; Magnoliopsida; Fabales; Fabaceae
Product: E3 ubiquitin-protein ligase rnf168-like
Exons: 6
Coding region: 486-1619 (377 amino acids)
Biological process (GO): double-strand break repair
Cellular component (GO): site of double-strand break; nucleus
Molecular function (GO): nucleosome binding; ubiquitin-protein transferase activity; metal ion binding
Source: RefSeq, a predicted model, not a curated record
UAUAUUGAAACAGUAGUAAAAAACCAAGUAACCUAAUACAUCCUUUUUGUCCUGUUUUUCACUUAAAAUUUGACACAUCGACAAAUUUUUCCUUGUCAACUUUUAGCAAAUUAACACUAAAAAUGGAAAUAUAUAAUGUAUGGUAAAAUUAUUUUUUUGACUAAUGUAUUGUAAAAAAUUGUUGAUGUGUGUCAAAUGGUAAAUGUCUCCUACUCCAAGAAUAGGAAACCAAAGUGAUAAUAUUACAUUUGUAUCCUCGAACUAUAGCCGUUAAGACAACCAUCAAAAUAAACGUUAUUCAAACUAAUUCGACCGUUGGAAAAUAAAUAUAUUUCCAUUUUUCAUUUUUCCUUCUCACUCUUUUUUUCUUCUCCCGUUAACCCUAAUUCUCAUCUCACACCGCAAAACCAAAACUGAAACAACAACAACAACAACACAAGAUCUUAAUAGGGUUGUUCGUCGGUGAGAGAAGAACAUCAACAAAAAUGGUGGAAAGUGAAGAACAAAAUCGAAGUCCAGUGAUCCGAAAGAAAACGUCGAUGGGAUCGAAUAGCCAAAAUGUGAUCUCACUUAUCAGUCCAAGAUUCAAAUCUGCUGCUGCUAUGGCUGGUUGGGAUGAAGAAGCACUUUUACUUGCAACUCUCAUUGUUGAAGAUACACCUGAUAGAGAUUCAAAACAGAAGAGGCGUUUUGUUUUGAAUUCUAAAUCUCCACUCUCCAAUUCAUCAAGGAAACGCAGAGCUCAGAGGAAUCCUCCACAACCAAUUAUUCUUGAUCUCGAUGAUGAAGAAACUCCCCAAAAGGAUGUUGGUAAAAAGAAGAAAGAAAAGAAAAUCUGUGUUACUGAAGAAAGUAAAGUUAAAGAAAAGGAAUUGACUCAAAAGGGUAUUGAUGUCAAUUCAACUAGUUCUUCUCUUCCUUGUAUGGAUAAGCUGAGAGAAGAGCUUUCAUGUGCUAUUUGUUUAGAGAUAUGCUUUGAGCCAAGUACCACUCCUUGUGGUCACAGCUUUUGUAGAAAAUGUCUGAGAUCUGCUGCAGAUAAGUGUGGCAAAAAGUGUCCUAAGUGUAGGCAAUUGAUAAGCAAUGGACGAUCGUGCACCGUGAACACGGUUCUUUGGAACACAAUUCAACUGCUAUUUCCUCAAGAAAUUGAAGCAAGGAAAGCAGCUGCUGUCACUGAGAAUAAUAGACAAGCACCAGCGCAGAAUCCAAUUCCCGAAACAACAUUUUACAAUAACCAAAGGAAUAGAGGUAUACAACCAUAUCCAUCAAGUAGGGCUAUGAGUUCGAGGAGAUAUGAAACACCGACAGAGACUGAUGAGGAUGCUGCAUUGGCUAGAUUGUUACAAAGAGAAAUUGAUGGACUGAGCAAUCAAAGGGCAAUGGCAACAACAAGGGUUUCAAGUGUAAGAGGAAGGACAAGAAGAGGGGUUUCGGCACAAGAUGAAGAUGCUGCUUUUGCUCUAAGGUUGCAAAGAGAGGAGUUUAUGCAUGCUUUUAGGGGGAGUAGCAACAACCAGGAGCAAUCAUCUUCUUCGUCCUCAUCAUUAGCUAGAUCAAAUUUGAGGGCAAUGGCAACUAGAGCGAUGAAUAUUCGUAUUAGAGAUCAAAGGAUGUAAUAAUCAAGACAUGGGAAAUGUAACAUUAAAUUGUACUAGAUGCUGUCAUUCUAUUUGAUUUUUGUGAUGAUGAAUACAGGAAUUUUAAUAAACAUUCUUUUUAAUA